AAAAAAUAUAAAAAAAUAAAAAAAAAUAAAAAUAAGUUUCGAAAUAUGAUCACAGAAAAAAAAAAAAAUUUUCGACUUUUUUUUUUUUCGACUUAUUCGUUAUUUUCGUUUUUUUUAAAAAAAAUUAUAAUUUCUUUCGAAUCGUUUUUUUAUUAUCGUUCAAGAAUUUUUUUUCUAAAAAAUCAUCGUUUUAAUGAUGUUUAUACCUUAAAGAAGUUUUUUAUUAAAAAUAAAUGCUCAUCACGAAUUGUAAUUUCUUUCGAAUCGUUUUUUAAAAUUAUCGUUUUAAAAUUUUUCUUUCUAAUCUUGGAUAUUUAUACCCAUAUAAAACCCAUAUAUUUAUUUGUAUUAAUAAAAUAAAUAAAAUAUACUUUAAAAUUACUGU
Messenger RNA from Rhizophagus irregularis DAOM 181602=DAOM 197198, 385 nucleotides. The record is from RefSeq and is a predicted model, not a curated record. Lineage: Eukaryota; Fungi; Glomeromycota; Glomeromycetes; Glomerales; Glomeraceae.